Messenger RNA from Salvelinus namaycush (lake trout), 507 nucleotides. It is a transcript of the gene rfesd, whose product is annotated as Rieske (Fe-S) domain containing. The record is from RefSeq and is a predicted model, not a curated record. Gene Ontology annotation, molecular function: 2 iron, 2 sulfur cluster binding. Lineage: Eukaryota; Metazoa; Chordata; Actinopteri; Salmoniformes; Salmonidae. The transcript has 3 exons.
AUGGAGGAGAGGGAAGAAAGACAAGAGCCUGCAACAGGUUCGCACUUUGUGGGCAAGAAGGAGGACCUGAUAAAAGCCAAGUGGUCGUUCAGGACCGUGGAGGGCCGGGACAUACUUGUGCUCUAUCACCAGGAGAUAUUCUACGCUCUGGACUUCCACUGCUACCAUGCUGGAGGACCAUUGCAAAAUUGAGACAUAGAGGAAUUUGACGGCAAACUGUGCAUUGUGUGUCCAAAGCGCAAGUUCAAGAUCUCUCUCGCCGAGGGGGAGAGCAUCUAUAGGGCCACCAACCCCUAUGACCCUGUGCCGACACCAAGGUGGUACUCCAAGGGCAUCAAGCAAAGAAUCCACAUGGUGACCGAUACCGAUGGGGGUGUCUAUGUCACACUGUCCCACGUGUCCCGUUUUAUCGAGUCUGCCCUUCUCUCCCUGGAAGUAAUCAAAGUAGAGAGAGAGAGAAUGGAGGCCGAAGAUGCCGCUAAGAAAUCUAAGGCCACAACCUCCUGA